Molecule: messenger RNA, 468 nt
Organism: Prunus dulcis (almond)
Lineage: Eukaryota; Viridiplantae; Streptophyta; Magnoliopsida; Rosales; Rosaceae
Exons: 2
Coding region: 1-468 (155 amino acids)
Source: RefSeq, a predicted model, not a curated record
AUGUCAAACAGUGACUCUGAAGACAGCACGGCCAACUCUGGCCCGAAAGAUCUCUUCAAAUGCUGUCACUGUGACAAGGCUUUCGCCUCCGGUCAGGCCUUGCGUGGUCUCCAAAACGCCCACCGUGUGGUGAGGAAUGUCAUUGAAGCCCAUACCAACAACUUCAAGCACACUGCUGAAGCUGUCCUGUCAGCCGCCGCUGCCGCUGUCGCCGGUGAGGUGCGUCCAGAGGUGAAUGCAGGCGGAGCUUAUUAUCAUCAGAUAUUGUACCCUACUGCAGGCCUAAUGGCAGUUGCAUGUGCUGCAGUGUCGGAGAGGUCUUCUGAGAGGACUUUGACGGACCCAAUUUUUAUGGUUGGCCAUGGAGGGUUUGCUCCAGAGGGAGCUAGGGAUGAUGGUGAGGUGGAGGAGGAGGUGACUUCGGAGAAGACAGAAGAGUUAAGCUUGGAGCUGAAGCUAGGUUUUUGA